AAAAAUAAAUAAAUAAAUAAAAGAAAGAAAGGGAAAAGGAGAGAGGGAAAAAUUAAAAAAAAAAGAAAAAAAAAGGUGUUCUUUCUGUUACCAACCUCGGCUCAUUCUUUUCCCUCUCCUCCUCCAUUCUUUCCUUCUCCUGCAAAGCAUGUCAUCCGCCGGAAUCUCGGGCGGCGGUGGCGGUGGCGGUGGUGCGCCUCAGCAGUAUUUCUGCUACCAGUGCAACCGUACGGUCCUUAUAACUCCGUCUCCGUCCUCGGACCUCGUCUGCCCUAGUUGCAAUGGUGGGUUUCUCGAAGAAUACGAAAACCCUAACCCUAGCCCCGCUUCGAAUCUCGACUCCCUCUUGGGCUUCUCCGAUAAUUUCUCUGGAUUGCCUUCUCUGGUCGCUGGACUCGGGUUUUCCCCUUUCUUCCCCGCCCCUACCUCUGGUGACCCACAAAACCCUACCGAUCUCUCCGGCCUCUUCGGCCCCGGAUUCCGCCUACGCUCGUCGCCGACUUACCUCCAAGAAGGCCCCGAAGCGUUUAAUCCGUUGGCUUUCCUUCAAAGUUACCUCCAAGCGUUGAGAGCCGACGGCGCGAACAUUCAGUUUGUCAUUGAGAACAGCCCCGGUGACACUGCGUUCCGUCUUCCCGCCAACCUUGGCGACUAUUUCAUCGGUCCUGGGCUCGAACAAUUGAUCCAGCAGUUGGCGGAGAACGAUCCCAAUCGAUAUGGGACGCCGCCCGCCUCCAAAUCGGCCAUUGAUGGGCUCCCGGAUGUGAAGAUCUCGGAGGAAUUAUUGGCAUCGGAUUUGGCGCAGUGCGCCGUCUGCAAGGACACGUUCGAGCUUGGGAGCGAGGCAAAGCAAAUGCCGUGCAAACAUAUUUACCACUCGGAUUGUAUUUUGCCAUGGUUGAAGUUGCAUAAUUCUUGUCCAGUUUGUCGAUACGAGUUGCCGACUGAUGAUCCGGAUUAUGAGCAACGGAGGGGCGGGCUGGGAACGGGGAGUUCCAUUGGGGAUGGUGGGCCGGUCGAUUCAGGCGGUGGAAGGGCAGGGCAGGAGAACAAUCAACCGACAACAGAACGGAGUUUUAGAAUAACGCUGCCAUCAAUAUUUAGGGCAUUUGCCUCACCUGCAGAGACGAGCAAUAGUGGGGUUGGAACCAACAAUGGCAGUAAUGGAGGGGACCCGAACAGUGGUAAUCGAGGGAAUAGGGAUUUUGGGUCAGAGACCAGGCAAGAAGAUUUGGGUUAAGGAUUGUAGCUUCUUACGUCUUUCGAGAUCAAGGAACAACUCUUUCUAGUCUUGCUUUCAUGGUAACCCCUCUAGACGAGUCUUUUCUUGAUGGAAAGGGAUUCAAAUAUGUAACGAUGUAUGGACAUAAAAAGGGAUCAUAUACAUAGAAGAUUAGUGCUGUUGCAUUUGGAAAAUGGGUGAUACCUUUUCUGCUCCAGAAGAAUUCCUUGUAAUUUCAUAAUUGAGGACAAUUAAUUUUCUUAAUUGAUUUGCAUUUGCAUAAUUGUUUUCA
Nelumbo nucifera (sacred lotus) is the source of this 1514-nucleotide messenger RNA. RefSeq names its product E3 ubiquitin-protein ligase RING1-like. Gene Ontology annotation, molecular function: ubiquitin protein ligase activity. Gene Ontology annotation, cellular component: cytoplasm. Lineage: Eukaryota; Viridiplantae; Streptophyta; Magnoliopsida; Proteales; Nelumbonaceae. The record is from RefSeq and is a predicted model, not a curated record. Gene Ontology annotation, biological process: protein ubiquitination.